Molecule: messenger RNA, 587 nt
Organism: Meleagris gallopavo (turkey)
Lineage: Eukaryota; Metazoa; Chordata; Aves; Galliformes; Phasianidae
Gene: MRPL55
Product: mitochondrial ribosomal protein L55
Biological process (GO): translation
Cellular component (GO): mitochondrial large ribosomal subunit
Molecular function (GO): structural constituent of ribosome
Source: RefSeq, a predicted model, not a curated record
GCUUUUCUUGUGAGGAGGAGGCGGUGUGAGGGGUCGGAACAAGCGGAGGGUGUGGGUUGAGGGCACCGCGGUGCCAGGUGGUGGCGCCCUCCUCGUCCCCAGGUUGUCCUUAAGAGGCAGCGCGGCGUCCCCUCACGCAGAGCACAAUGGCGGCUGUGUGGAGAGCACUGAGCAGCCUGCAGCCCCGCUGCCUGCACACCGCCUGCAGCCGCCACAACUCCAACCGCACCUCCGUCACCCACCUCCGCCGCCAGGUGUACGGCCGCCUCUACCCCCUGCUGCUGGUCCGCACCGAUGGCUCCACCAUCCACAUCCGCUACAAGGAGCCCAAAAGGAUCCUCAUGCUGCCCAUGGACAGCAGCACGUUGCCUGAGGCGGAGCGCAAGGCCCGGCUGCGGCGGCAGUUCCCCAGCAAGCUGCAGGCCAGGCAGGAGGAGGUCUUGGAGGAUCUGGACUUGGAGAAAUACAAGAAAUUUUGGAAGAAAUGAGGCACCGAUUUGGGAUUACCCCCGCACCAAGACUCUCUACCAAGUGGUGGCUGAUGGACACAGCUAUAGAAAUAAAGAGAAGAGCAGUUUUGUUAAGAA